Saprolegnia parasitica CBS 223.65 is the source of this 1776-nucleotide messenger RNA. RefSeq lists its product as hypothetical. Gene Ontology annotation, biological process: regulation of GTPase activity. The coding region runs from base 1 to 1776 and encodes 591 amino acids. The record is from RefSeq and is a predicted model, not a curated record. The transcript is spliced from 10 exons. Lineage: Eukaryota; Oomycota; Saprolegniomycetes; Saprolegniales; Saprolegniaceae.
AUGCGGUCGAUGGACAAGGACGACGCGACGCUGGCCGCGUCGUUGCGAGACGACUCCGACUUCGACGCGGCGAUGGCGCUACUGACGCCGUCGGCCGACGUCAAGCAGCUCCUUCCGUCGCUCGGCGUGCUCCUUGGUGAGUCGUUGCACCCAUUUCUGUGCGCCGUCGUGGCCAAGGAAGUCCAAGAAGCCGCCGAGACGCCAAGCAUCGAGCUCUUCCGCGCCAACUCGCCCGGCAUGCGCCUGCUCAGCGAGUUCUCGUACCUUGUCGGCGACGCGUACUUUCGCAGCGUGCUGCUCGCGCCGCUCGAGUCGCUGUACGACAGCAGCGAGAGCUACGAAGUCAACGAGAACGUGUCGCUGGACGUCCUCAGCGCCAACCAAGCGCGGCUCCAAGCCACAGCCCAGGCGAUUCUCGACAGUCUCCUGGCAGCCGAGUGCCCGGCGCCGCUGGCGCGCGUCUGCCUCGCGUUUCGCCGCUGCGUCGCGACAACGUUCCACACGUACACGGACGCCGCACUCGGCGGCUUCCUCUUCCUGCGCGUGCUCUGCCCCGCGGUCGUGGUGCCAGCCAAAGUACGUCUCUUUCCCGGUCGACCCAUGCCGCCGAUCGCCCGCCGCGCGACCGUCCUCGUCGCCAAGCUGCUGCAGAAUCUCGCCAACAACGUGCUCUUCGGCGCCAAAGAAGAGUACAUGACGCCCUUCAACGGCUUCAUUCGGAAAAACUACGCGGCCGUCGUCGCCCUCUACGACCGCAUUUGCGCGAGCACGACCGAGGUCGCUCCGUACACGCUGCCGACGUCCAUGUCCCUUCCAGCCGCGCUCGAGGUCGUCAAGCGCGAGCGCGCCAAGGCAGCGCCCAUCAACAAGACGGAGCUGCUCCUGGCGCAGUCGACAGAGCCCACGGUGCUCAUGUCGGCGCCAAUCGACCGGUCGUCGCACACGAGCCACCGCCAGAGCAACGUGCGCGAUCGCACGUCGCAGCUCACGCGGACCUUUGGCACGUUCGUGCAGCGCAGCAGCACUUUUUUCAUGACGUCGCGCGGCGAAGGCUCGUCGACGCGCGCCGAGACAACGCGUCACGGGCCGCUGCCGUGGCGCGACGUGAAAGCGCGCAUGGGCAGCCUCAACACCAAUGACGUGCGUCUGCGGCAUAGCCAGUACAUGGAUUGCAUCCAGCGCGGCGUCGCGUACCUGACAACAGCGUCGGCCGAGAACGACGACGCCUCGUCGUGGCGGCCGCUCAAGCAGAAGCACGGCGUGCAGCUCUGGACGCGCGACGUCCAAAACAUCUCCGAAGUCCGCGCCUCGGUGCUCGUUCGCACCGACAAAAAAGUGUGCUUUAGCUACCUCUGCUCGUCGCGCGGCCGAAAGACUUGGGGUCCGGGCUGGAACUACGAGCGGUACCGCUGCCCGAGCCAUGUCCUUGAGGUCGAGCUCGUCGACCAUACCACCCGCGUCCUCUACAAGUCGACGAACGGCAGCAGCCGGCUAUGGAGCUUCAGCGCGGACCUCGAUAUUGCGCUCUUGGAGAGCGCUGGCUACGACGCCGACCGACCCGCGACGCUCGUGUUUCAGAGCGUCUCCCGCAGCGACGUGCCACCGGUGCAAGGCUGCACGCGCGUCGAGCUCCGCGCGAGCGGCUUUGUGCUGCGCGGCGAGGGCCCGGCAGAAACGAGGCUCUCGGUCGUCUACCGCUCCGACAUGGGUCAGCACGCAAGGUGGACUAAGCACGCGCUAGCCCUUGCGCGCGUCAAACUCGACCUCGAGACGUAA